AUGGCCUUCCGCACGAAAUACGGGUUAUACAAGUCCCUGGUUAUGACCUUUGGCCUGACUAAUGCACCGGCGGCCUUCCAACACUUCAUGAAUGAGUUAUUCAAGGAUUUAUUGGAUGUAUGCGUCAUCAUCUAUCUGGAUGACAUCUUAAUCUACUCAAAGGAUGACGCGUCACACACCCAACAUGUUCAUGAAGUCCUACGUUGGUUAAUGGAAAACCAGUUGUUCUGCAAAGCAUCUAAGUGCACGUUUCACGUUGCAUCUGUAGAAUACUUGGGGAUUAUUGUGUUGGAUAAGGGUUUCAGCCUGGAUAAGCUCAAAAUCCAGGCGGUCCAAGAAUGGCCCGUGCCUACCAAGGUUAAGGAAGUCCAAUCCUUCCUUGGGUUUGCCAACUUCCUACGCCGGUUUGUAGCCAAUUUCAGCCACAUAGCCAGACCUCUGCACAAUCUGGUUAAAAAGGAUACAAUCUGGAAAUGGGCUGCCAAGGAACAAGAAGCGUUCCAGGGACUUAAGGAUGCCAUCACCAACGCACCCGUCCUUUGUCACGCCGACCCAGGGAAACCUUACUACCUAGAAACGGUUGCUUCAGGCGCAGCCCUAGGAUCAAUAUUGAGCCAACGCCAAGAAGACGGCCGUCUCCAUCCAAUAGGUUUCUUGUUGGAAUCAUUCAAGGGUGCCAAACAGAAUUACAACACCCACAAUAAGGAACUCUUGGCAAUCAUCUGUUCAUUUGAGUACUGGCAGAUCUUCUUGGAAGGAACCCUUUACCCCAUCAUUGUAUUCACCAAUCACUGCAACUUGGAGUAUUGGAAGGAAUCCCAAACAUUCAACCGCCGCCAUGCUAGAUGGCACCUAUUACUAGCCGGUUAUAACUUCCAGAUUGUGUACAGGCCCGGAAAACAAUCAGGGAAGCCAGAUGCUUUAUCACGUUGA
Rhizoctonia solani is the source of this 933-nucleotide messenger RNA. Its product is annotated as Retrotransposable element Tf2 protein. NCBI's taxonomy places the organism in Eukaryota, Fungi, Basidiomycota, Agaricomycetes, Cantharellales, Ceratobasidiaceae. The record is from RefSeq and is a predicted model, not a curated record. The coding region runs from base 1 to 933 and encodes 310 amino acids. The transcript has a single exon.